UCAGCACCAUCGAAAAUAGGGGGGUAGACAAAAUUUUGUGAAAAUUGGAGGUGGUGCCACUAAAGUAAAUAAUUACCGAUAUUAGUUUGCCACAAAAUAUUAAAGAUGUCACGACUCACGAGUAAAUCUAAAAUGUAAAACCUAACCCUACUUUUCUCUGAAAUAAAGUAGGAACAAGAAUUUUUUGUUGGGGGCUGGGGCGGCUAGUUAUUUUACCCGUCAAAUUGGAAAGAUGACCCAUUCCGUCGAAAAAGCACUUAACUUGCUGCGGUCAUUACCAAGAGUUUGCUUAGCUAAUAUAAAGGAUCACAAUAAACGGAGAAAAGGCCAUCGAGGCAGAGCUCAGCAUGGUGGUGACAAACACGGAGCUGGUAAUAAAGGCGCAGGACAACGCCAGAAUUACAUGAGGUUGGGUUAUGAAACAGGCAACAAUCCUUUCUAUCUACGAUUUCCUUGGGAACCGUAUUACAGAGGACAUCACGUAAAGAGGCAAUAUCCUCCGCUCUCUUUGUUAGAUCUUCAAAAAAUGGUUGACACAAAUAGAAUCGACACUAACAAACCAAUUGAUCUGGUAGCCAUCUUAAAUUCUGGAUUGUACAGAAUGUUUCCCGACCAGAAUCACUUUGGAGUCAACUUAACUGACGAAGGUGCAGAUAUAUUCGAUGCAAAGAUUAAUAUAGAAGUGCAGUGGGCUAGCGAGUUAGUUAUUGCGGCGGUAGAGAGAUCUGGGGGCGUUAUCACGACUGCCUAUUAUGAUCCUCACACCCUAAUGGCCAUGAUAAAUGCCAAGAAAUUUUUUGAAAGAGGUAUUCCAAUACCCCGUAGGAUGAUGCCACCACCGGACGCGAUAGAAUAUUACACGGACCCCACGAAAAGAGGUUACUUGGCCGAUCCAGAGAAAGUAUCUGAAGACAGAUUAGUUUUGGCUCAAAAAUAUGGUUAUAAUUUACCUAAAAUAGAAGACGAUCCGGAUUACAAGAUGUUGACCGAACGAAAAGAUCCGAGGCAAAUAUUCUACGGGUUGCACCCCGGAUGGGUCGUAAAUUUACGGGAUAAGGUUAUACUUAAACCACAAGAUGAAGAAUUGGUUGAAUAUUAUAAAUCGUAACUUUGAUUUAGGUUUUCGUAAUAGGUAGUAGAUUUUAUUGAAAUAAAAGAUAAAAUAAUUGAAAA
Molecule: messenger RNA, 1173 nt
Organism: Anoplophora glabripennis (Asian longhorned beetle)
Lineage: Eukaryota; Metazoa; Arthropoda; Insecta; Coleoptera; Cerambycidae
Gene: mRpL15
Product: 39S ribosomal protein L15, mitochondrial
Exons: 4
Coding region: 233-1108 (291 amino acids)
Biological process (GO): translation
Cellular component (GO): mitochondrial large ribosomal subunit
Molecular function (GO): structural constituent of ribosome
Source: RefSeq, a predicted model, not a curated record